AUGGGGCUUCCGCUAUCUGGCAUCACGGUCACUGUAGAAUCCAUAUCUGAACUUUGUAUCAAAUCCGAAGCCGAUGAAAAUUCUGGCGCAACUAGUAUCGAGUCUGAAUCCGCUGUCAUAUCUGAACUUGGCAUCAGAUCCGAAGCUGGUAUCGUAUUUGAAGCUGAUGAAAAGUCUGGUACUACUGGUAUCGAGUCUAAAGCCGCUGUCAUGUCUGAACUUGUUAUCAAAUCCGAAGCUGGUAUAGUAUUAGAAGCUGAAAAGUCUGGCACAACUGGUAUCGAAUUUGAAGCCGCUGUUAUCAUGUCUGAGCUUGGUAUCAAAUCCAAAUCUGGUAUCGUAUUUAAAGCUGAUGAAAAUUCCGGCGCAGCUGGUAUCAAAUCCGGAACUGGUGCCGUAUCUGAAGCUGACGUCAAAUCUAUAUCCGGGAAUUCAAGAAUUUUUGGACAAUGA
Penicillium taxi is the source of this 453-nucleotide messenger RNA. RefSeq lists its product as uncharacterized. The record is from RefSeq and is a predicted model, not a curated record. The transcript is spliced from 2 exons. The coding region runs from base 1 to 453 and encodes 150 amino acids. NCBI's taxonomy places the organism in Eukaryota, Fungi, Ascomycota, Eurotiomycetes, Eurotiales, Aspergillaceae.